Labeo rohita (rohu) is the source of this 2019-nucleotide messenger RNA. RefSeq names its product secretion associated, Ras related GTPase 1B (gene sar1b). The coding region runs from base 364 to 960 and encodes 198 amino acids. The record is from RefSeq and is a predicted model, not a curated record. The transcript is spliced from 8 exons. Gene Ontology annotation, cellular component: endoplasmic reticulum exit site; COPII vesicle coat. Lineage: Eukaryota; Metazoa; Chordata; Actinopteri; Cypriniformes; Cyprinidae. Gene Ontology annotation, molecular function: GTP binding; GTPase activity. Gene Ontology annotation, biological process: endoplasmic reticulum to Golgi vesicle-mediated transport; intracellular protein transport; membrane organization.
GUCAAGCGGGAGCACGGAGAGCGCGCAUGCGCACUUGGUACACGUGGCAUUUCCUGUGGAAAGCCGCUUUCGCCCGUACUGGAAACACGAGUCAGGGCAGAGGGUUCGUUUGGACUUGUAGUUUCAGCUUUUGGAUGGAUUUGGAACAAUUACAGCCAGAGAAACGAACAUUAUAAGCUGUUUCGGCGCCGGACGGUUUCGAUUGUGACACACAGCGGAAGUGGCGCCAUUGCUGUGUGUCGUGGCUGUGAGCGGCGAGCUGAGUGUCUUCUCUCGACUCUACUCUAAUAUUCAGCCAUUCAGCUGCGUUGGAAGGAGCUGCCCUCAUCUGUACACACACUCGAGAAAUUCCACGGCCUGGAUAUGUCCUUCAUAUUUGAUUGGAUUUAUAGUGGUUUCAGUAGCGUUCUGCAGUUCCUGGGGCUGUAUAAGAAGUCUGGCAAAUUAGUAUUCCUCGGUCUGGACAAUGCUGGCAAAACGACGCUACUGCAUAUGCUUAAAGAUGACAGACUGGGUCAGCAUGUGCCAACCUUACACCCCACCUCAGAAGAGCUGACGAUUGCUGGCAUGACCUUCACCACUUUCGAUCUGGGUGGCCACGCUCAGGCUCGACGGGUGUGGAAGAACUACCUCCCAGCCAUUAACGGCAUCGUCUUCCUGGUGGAUUGCGCCGAUCACCUGAGACUGGCAGAAUCCAAAACAGAACUUGACGCAUUAAUGACAGAUGAAACCAUUGGAAACGUGCCCAUCUUGAUCCUCGGCAACAAGAUCGACAAACCUGAAGCCGUUAGUGAGGAGAGACUGCGUGAGAUGUUUGGACUGUACGGUCAGACAACGGGCAAGGGCAACAUUCCCCUCAAAGAGCUGAACACGAGACCUCUGGAGGUGUUCAUGUGCAGCGUGCUGAAGAGACAGGGCUACGGCGAGGGUUUCCGCUGGCUCUCGCAGUACAUCGAUUAGAGGAAGAGGAAGCGGAGCCGUCUAACAGCACCACACUCAUCCCGCCUUCACUCUCAGAAAAACACAACAACGACUCGACUCCGACAGACUGUUAUCGUUCAGUUCGUCAACUGUUUCUCGCAUUAUUUCUUACGAAAACAACAAACUCGCAGUGAUUCUGCACAUGUGGUAAAUUCCAAACAAUGAGUCUUUGCAUUCACAACAGUUUUAUUUACUCUGUAAUUUGAUGGGGUUUUUUUUUUUUUUUCGUUUGUCUCUUUCUGUACAUCUGUAAAUGAUUCGACGCGUGUACUGAAGACACCGCUUCAGAAAGAGCCGAUCGAAACGUACACGGCUUCUGAGUCAUUUGCGUCACGUCGCACGCUUCAGACAGGAAAUGCUUUGACUUCUCUCCGGUGUGUCAUUUCCUGUCGUGAGGCCACAGUCCCUCGGGCUUUAAGAUGAAGUCGUGACCGUGUGUUAAUGCGCGGUCUGCGCUGAUGUGGCCGCGUUGCAUUGCAUAUCCGUUUUUGUUUUCCCCCCAAAAUUAAAAGAAUUGUACUGCCACAUUCAGAAACUCAUUCCCAAAGUUGCUGUAAACUGAUGUAGACCAAUAGUUGUUUUUCUUUUUUAAUAUGUUUUGGAAUUGAAGACAGGCACGGCAAUAAACCUCAGAGUAAUGGCGAAUAUCAUUACUGGCCACAAGUGUCUCGUAGUUGUCUGAGCGAGAGGGAAGCAUGCCUUUCACACAAACACAGAUUAUUAUUAUUAUAUUUAACUGCUAAUGACUAGUAACAUGAUGGUUAAAGGGGACUCAAGAUCAUGAUGUUUAAAGCUGUUCGAUGAGCAGGAAAACAGAGCUUGCCUUGAACAGACGGCACAGGAGAGUGAAUUAAGGACAGCGAUUAAUCGAUGACAUGGACAAAAUGUAAUUUAUAUAAAUGCCAUAUAUGGAUUUUUUUUUUAAAGCUGUCCUUGAAUAGCUCUUAAUUUGAAUAACAUGGAUGAAAAACAUUAUGCAUGCCUUGUUCCAUGAUUAUUAUUGAUUUUUAUUAGUGUUUUUUUUUUUUUUUUUUUUUU